AUCACAUCGCGGAAGUUCCAUCGUUAAAACAAAAUUUGCAAGUCCAGGAAGUGACGUUGACUUCGCGCAUGCGUGGACCGACCGUGUCGUGACACUGACUUCCGCAUGAGCCACAAUCCACCAUGGCGGAAUCCGAAUCCAAAAAAGUCAUCAAGUUAGUUCCCGAGUAUCUCCUGAAGAAGAGGAAGGCAUACCAGGCCAUUAAAGCAAACCAAGCCAAGCUCGCACUACUUCACAAGAAAAGAGUUUCUAAAGGCAAGCCCAUAAAGUUCAAGCGACUAGAAGACUUCUUGAAGGACAGCCAUAAGAAACAUCGUGAUGAAAAUCGCUUAAGGCGACUCUGUCACAAACCACCCAUCCGACUACCUGAAAAACACAAAUUAGCUUUUGCUGUACGCAUUAGAGAAAUCAAAGGCGUCAGUUCCAAAGUGAUGAAGGUGAUCCAGAUGUUGAGGCUGAGGAAAAUCUUCAGCGGGGCCUUUGUGAAAAUCAGCGAGACGUCUCUGACCAUGUUGCGGGUUGUUGAGCCAUACGUGGCCUGGGGAUAUCCCAACCUCAAGUCCGUUCGUGAGCUCAUUCUGAGGAGGGGACGGACCAGGAUUGGCAGGAAGGUGGUUCCUUUAACAGAUAACACCUUAAUUGAGGAACACAUGGGCAAAAAUGGCAUCAUAUGUUUGGAGGACUUGAUCCAUGAGAUCUACUCGGUCGGACGGGGCUUCCGGCAAGCCAACAAUUUCCUAAAGCCUUUCAAGCUGUCAGUGGCCCGUCAUGCUGCCAAGGACAAGGCCGGGCUACUCAAGGACCUGGGAAACCCUGGGUUUCGUGGCACGGACAUUAACACCAUCAUCAGGCAGCUGAACUGAGCAAGAAUCCAGCAGGACAUUGAACAGCAGCCUAACACCUUGUUGAGGUGUUCUAUCGGUUUAAGGUCAGGACUCUGUGCAGGCCAGUCAAGUUCAUCCACACCAGACUCUGUCAUCCAUGUCUUUAAGGACCUUGCUCUGUGCACUGGUGCACAGUCGUGUUGGAAGAGGAAGAGGCCCGCUCCAAACUGUUCCAGC
Nerophis lumbriciformis (worm pipefish) is the source of this 1061-nucleotide messenger RNA. It is a transcript of the gene rpl7l1, whose product is annotated as ribosomal protein L7-like 1. The record is from RefSeq and is a predicted model, not a curated record. Gene Ontology annotation, cellular component: cytosolic large ribosomal subunit. NCBI's taxonomy places the organism in Eukaryota, Metazoa, Chordata, Actinopteri, Syngnathiformes, Syngnathidae. Gene Ontology annotation, biological process: maturation of LSU-rRNA from tricistronic rRNA transcript (SSU-rRNA, 5.8S rRNA, LSU-rRNA). Gene Ontology annotation, molecular function: RNA binding; structural constituent of ribosome.